Tuber aestivum (summer truffle) is the source of this 1053-nucleotide messenger RNA. The record is from the annotation of a GenBank genome assembly. NCBI's taxonomy places the organism in Eukaryota, Fungi, Ascomycota, Pezizomycetes, Pezizales, Tuberaceae.
GACGCGUUAAUCUUUGAGAGGCUCCUGCUCGAGGAUGGGAGUCCCACCCUAGGGACUCGAGGCUCUUUAACUACCCGGAGGGGGGUACAUACCACACAAUCUCGACACUACUAUGAUGCGUCCAGCAGCGGUGGCCGCGGCAGGGAGAUCUCGGCUACUGUACUAGUACGAAUACCUCGCGGGAAGGACCCGAGGCCCAGUAAGACACUAAUAUAAACGCCGGAUUACGCCAAAUACCAAGACCACUGUCACGAUGAAUACAAGCCUAUCCCAAUCUAGGCCAUAAUAUAGGAGCCCAUCCCCCCAAGGCCAAUCCCAAAGCACAACCCCGAACUCCCUUAAAACCCAACCAUCCCCUUUUCCCAAAUUCUUUCUUCCUCUCCUCUCCCUCCAUCCCACACACACCACACUCAUUCAUUAGUCCACCGACCCACAAACACGCUCUUUUUCACCCUCUUUCAGACCAACUUAGACCUUCAUUUCACUUCAGAAAAUCUCCUGACAAAAAAAAAUGCAAUUCAAGGCCCUCACUUUCCUCACCCUGGCCGCCGUCACCGCCGCAGUCGCUCUCCCUGCAAGUGGUGCGAAUGCGGGAAACAUUGCUGUCAAGGGGUUCACCGAUGAUUGCAAAAGCCAAAGUCUGACUGUGAUCUGCUGCAACAAGGCUGGCAGCGAUGCUUCCACAGGCGAUUUGACUGGAAAUCUCAAUGGCGCGGAUGUCACUUGCAACAAAGUUCCUGACUAUGUCGCGGCCGGUACGUUGUCUUUAUCAUGGGAAGAGGGAUCGGGCUAACGUAGCGGGAUUUAUAGGAACUCUUGCUCAGGUUCAGGCACAGUGUGGUUGUGGACUUGGUUGCUGUACCAGUGAUGCUAUUCAGGUAAGUUCCUAACCCCCACUUUUUUUUGGGAGGGGGGGAUUGUUCCUAAUAGCUUUCUAGGGAGGAACCGUCAGCACCAGUGCUGGGUGUUCUGGUUUCGCUGUCUAGGUUAGUUUCCUGGCUCACUGCUGCGCUUGAGAUGUACGGUGGAGGAAUGGGUGAUGAAAGGGGGUGA